This is a messenger RNA of Zasmidium cellare ATCC 36951, 606 nucleotides long. RefSeq lists its product as uncharacterized. NCBI's taxonomy places the organism in Eukaryota, Fungi, Ascomycota, Dothideomycetes, Mycosphaerellales, Mycosphaerellaceae. Gene Ontology annotation, molecular function: DNA-binding transcription factor activity. The record is from RefSeq and is a predicted model, not a curated record. The transcript has 2 exons. The coding region runs from base 1 to 606 and encodes 201 amino acids. Gene Ontology annotation, biological process: regulation of DNA-templated transcription.
AUGGACUACCGCUACAGCAUGAUCCCAAUGCAGCUCGCCGAGGCCAACCAGACCGAGUCUUGGUACGGAGUGCGCGACUCUGUUCAGCGUCGGCGCAUACAGAACAGGGUGGCUCAGCGUACCCGCCGCAAGCGAAUUGCGGGACGAGAUGACCGCGGCAAGCAGACGACUAGCUGUCCUGAUGAGCACAAAGCGUUGGACAUCUCCUCUGGUCUGUACUCGUCAUCCUCGUCCGCAUCUUCGACCACUGUGCCGGAGUCGGAACCACCGCUACCCCUUCGACAAGACAAGCCGGACGAAGCUGUCGCGAUUAAUAAUGCGCCUAUCUCAACAAUCGAGCGUUCCUCUCUAACCGGCCUCCAGUACGCUGCUUUUUCGUUGCCCUCUACUCCCCAAGUCAGUCUCGUAACCUCAGUACCCGUGACGGUCUACACAGCCCUCUUCCAGAAUGGGGAGAUGAUGGGCGUUAUCGAUGAAGAAGAGUUCCUCCGCGACCUAUUUACCAUGGAUGGUCUUAGCCUCAAACCCAAUGGCCUGGGAUAUGAUCCGGCCUCGUGGAUCAUGGGUCGAGAUUUUGGGAAGAAGUGGGGAUAUCUCUGGUACUAG